Lobosporangium transversale is the source of this 528-nucleotide messenger RNA. RefSeq names its product reductase. The coding region runs from base 1 to 528 and encodes 175 amino acids. The transcript is spliced from 3 exons. NCBI's taxonomy places the organism in Eukaryota, Fungi, Mortierellomycota, Mortierellomycetes, Mortierellales, Mortierellaceae. The record is from RefSeq and is a predicted model, not a curated record. Gene Ontology annotation, molecular function: peptide-methionine (S)-S-oxide reductase activity.
AUGUUUUCUUCAUCCAUUACUGCUCCCAAAGCUGAGAAGGCUACUUUUGCUGCAGGAUGCUUCUGGGGUGUUGAGAAAGCAUUUCAGAAGCAUUUCAAGAGUGAAAAGAUUACAACUCGCGUUGGGUAUACCGGUGGUAUUGACAGCUUUCCAACAUACAAGAAGGUCUGCUUAGGAAACACAGAACAUGCAGAAGCACUUCAAAUAGAGUACAUUCCUUCAGAAAAAAUCAACUAUCCUCUUCUAGUCGAAUUCUUUUACCGGAUGCAUGAUCCAACCACCCUCAACUAUCAAGGACCAGAUCGAGGAACUCAAUAUCGAUCUGCAAUCUUUUAUCAUUCCCCAGAACAAAAAGAGAUUGCUGAAAGAGUGACUGCAGAUAUCCAAUCAAAACAUUACCAAAAGAAAAAGAUCGUCACCCAGAUCGCUCCAGCUGCCACCUGGUAUGAUGCAGAAGAAUACCAUCAAAAGUAUCUGGACAGGAACCCAUUUGGAUAUGAAUGCCCUUCACACUUCUUGAGAUGGUAA